This is a messenger RNA of Rotaria socialis, 933 nucleotides long. Lineage: Eukaryota; Metazoa; Rotifera; Eurotatoria; Philodinida; Philodinidae. The record is from the annotation of a GenBank genome assembly.
AUGUUAUUUAUACGUUUAUUAGUACCAAGAAUAAAAUUUUAUUCAUCAUUUCGAUUAAAAUCAACGGACAUUAAUUUAGUUGAUGAACUUAAUAGAAUAAAAACUAAAGAUUUGACGAAAAUAUUUAAUGAAGAACAAAUAGAAGUUUUUCAUCAAUUAAAACGUACAUUAGGAGGAAAAUUUCAUUCUUUAGAACAAUUUCAAAAUGAACCAAAACUUAAAAUUGAUUUUGAUCAAUUCUUUGAUUAUUUAUUACAAUUGAAAAAAAGAAAUGAUAAUCAACAGCAUCGAAUUCGUAUUGAACCUCGUCUAACAUCGAAAAUAGUCGCCGAUAUUGAAAGUGUUUGUAGUCUUGAUUAUACUUCUUCACAUAUCAAUUGGGCUAUUGUAAAAACAACGGAAGAAAAAAACAAAUUUCAAGUUAAACAGUGGAAUUCAUUAGAAAUUGAUCUUGAUCGAAAAUAUAAUUUCUUUCGAACAUUCAGUCAAUUAGUCGAUGGUCUUUCGACAAUACCAUUAAAAGAUGCAAAUGUUCUUCUUGUUGAAGAAACAACUUAUCGUUAUUCAAAUCUUAAGCUAGCCACGUAUGUUUCACAAUUACAACAAAUUCGUGCUAUAUUUAAUACAUUACUUCAUUGCCAUCCAUUAUUUGAACGACCUGUUUAUCAUAUAUCAGGAAGAGAUGUUGCAUUACAUCUUGGUUUAUUUAUUGGCAAUGAACAAUCAAGUGCAGAAUUUUUUCUCACGAAUCUUAUAUUUAACAAUACAGAAAACAAUAAAAAGAUAUCAUUGGAUAUUGACCAUCAAUUAAAAAUAAAUUAUCAUCGAACAACAAUAGGACAAAGAGAACCGAUGGCUCAAUGUCUUCUAAGAGCUUUAACUUUUCUUCAAUAUAACAAUGAGAAAAAAUAUUCUUCUUUACAUUCAAAAUAA